GUGGCUGGUGUUAGGUAUUGCCAUGGUGCGGUUUUAUAUACAGAAAGGAACACAUAGAGGCUUAUUCAGAAGCGUUCAAAGGACGCUUAAAUUUUUCCAGACAUUUGCUUUGCUUGAGGUAGUCCACUGUGCAGUUGUUCGCACAUCUGUGCUUGUGACUGGGGUCCAAGUGAGUUCAAGAAUCUUCAUGGUGUGGUUCAUCGCACACAGCAUAAAACAGAUCCAGAAUGAGGAGAGCGUUAUUCUUUUUCUGGUCGUAUGGACUGUGACAGAGAUUACUCGAUAUUCCUUCUACACAUUCAACCUGCUCAACCAUUUGCCAUACUUCAUUAAAUGGGCCAG
This is a messenger RNA of Mesitornis unicolor (brown roatelo), 342 nucleotides long. RefSeq names its product very-long-chain (3R)-3-hydroxyacyl-CoA dehydratase 1-like. Gene Ontology annotation, biological process: fatty acid elongation; very long-chain fatty acid biosynthetic process; sphingolipid biosynthetic process. Gene Ontology annotation, cellular component: endoplasmic reticulum membrane. The annotation marks the transcript as partial. The transcript is spliced from 4 exons. NCBI's taxonomy places the organism in Eukaryota, Metazoa, Chordata, Aves, Mesitornithiformes, Mesitornithidae. Gene Ontology annotation, molecular function: 3-hydroxyacyl-CoA dehydratase activity. The record is from RefSeq and is a predicted model, not a curated record.